ACAAACAAUUUAAACAAGCGAUUUGGAUUUGGGUAUAGAAACAAUGAAGGGAAUGGAUAUUGAGGUGACAGUGCCCAGGCAUUUGAGAUGCCCCAUCUCGUUGGAGAUAAUGAAGGAUCCUGUCACUCUCUCAACCGGUAUUACUUACGACCGCCACAGCAUUGAGACCUGGUUAGAUGCCGGUAACAAUGUCUGCCCCGUCACAAGUCAGAUUCUGCAUACCCACGACACAAUUCCAAAUCACGCACUCCGCCGGUUUAUUCAGGAUUGGUGUGUGGCCAACAGUGGACGAGGAGUCGAACGGAUUUCUACGCCCAAGGCACCUCUCGAUCCCGUCCACCUCAAUGCAAUUCUCGCAGAGAUUUCGUUCGGUGAGAAGGAAUCCAUAGGGAAAUUGAGGAGAUUGGGCAUAGAAAGUGAUACGAAUAAAAAGUGCAUCGCCUCCUCAAAUGCAUCCACUGUUCUCGCAUCCCUUUUUGCCAAGCACAGCGCUGAGGCUUCGAAUCGGUCGCAACAGUCUGCAGAGAUUUGCGAAGAGGCUCUGGGAGCCCUGGUUACGACUCUGCCCUUGAAUUCCCAGGCUGUGGAUACUCUUGCCUUGUCCGAAGCCAUUGCUUGUCUUGUGUGCAAUCUCCGAGAGGGCAAUCCGGAGGGAAAGAAAAACGCUAUUACAAUUAUUCGGGAAAUGAUUUCCAAGGAUAAAUACAGAGAUAUCAUAGGAAAAAGCGAAGGAUUGGCAGAGGGGUUGGUGCAACUUCUGAGAGAGCCCAUAAGCCCAGCUGUAACAAAAGCAAGCCUGGCCAUAAUAUACAACAUUGCCCUGAGGCAAAGAUACAGGAGCAAGAUCGUGGAGGCGGGGGCUGUUCCAUUGCUGGUGGAGAUGCUUGUAGAUGGAGAUCGGAGCAUUUGUGAAAGGGCAUUGUUGGCGCUGGAUGUCCUUUGCUGUUGUACGGAAGGUCGAGCGUCUGCUUCUGCCCACGCUUUAACAGUACCAGUGGUUGUUAAGAAGAUGUUGAGAGUGUCUAAUUCAGCAACCGAAUUGGUAGUCUCUGUUUUGUGGAAUAUUUGCCAGAAUUCCUCCAACGGGGAGGCCAUCUGCGAGGCUUUGAAUGCCGGUGCCUUCGAUAAAUUGCUGUUGUUAGUGCAGAUGGGAUGCUGUGAGCAAACGAGGGAAAAAUCAAGCAAGUUACUUAAACUUUUCAACGCCUAUGCAGAUGAUUGGAAAUGUGCAGAGACACUUAAUUUGCAUCAUGUCAAGCGUUGCUUCUAAAUUAAGUAAUUUGGUGACAAGCUUCUCAUGAAGCA
Molecule: messenger RNA, 1305 nt
Organism: Cryptomeria japonica (Japanese cedar)
Lineage: Eukaryota; Viridiplantae; Streptophyta; Pinopsida; Cupressales; Cupressaceae
Product: U-box domain-containing protein 21-like
Exons: 1
Coding region: 44-1270 (408 amino acids)
Biological process (GO): protein ubiquitination
Molecular function (GO): protein binding; ubiquitin protein ligase activity
Source: RefSeq, a predicted model, not a curated record